Molecule: messenger RNA, 930 nt
Organism: Papilio machaon (common yellow swallowtail)
Lineage: Eukaryota; Metazoa; Arthropoda; Insecta; Lepidoptera; Papilionidae
Product: NFU1 iron-sulfur cluster scaffold homolog, mitochondrial-like
Exons: 5
Coding region: 103-903 (266 amino acids)
Biological process (GO): iron-sulfur cluster assembly
Cellular component (GO): mitochondrion
Molecular function (GO): iron ion binding; iron-sulfur cluster binding
Source: RefSeq, a predicted model, not a curated record
UGACAUAUUUUUCAAUUUUCAUCUCCGCAUUAUAAUUUGCUUGUUUUGUAGUAUUAAAAGUUAUUAUUAUACGACAAUAAUACAUUGACACACCUUGUCACAAUGUUUAGAAAUUUAAUGAAAACGCUUAGAAUAGGAUAUCCGUCUCGUUAUAUUCGCCAAGGAAUAGCUUACAGGUAUAAUCAAGCAAAACAAUAUAGCGUUUUAUCACAUACCUUCGGAUCUAGAAACCGCAAAGAAUCACUCUUUAAAUCAUGUCAAUGCAGAACAAUGUUUAUCCAGACUCAAGACACACCGAAUCCAAACAGUUUAAAAUUUCUACCUGGUACGAAAGUUCUGGAACCUGGUCAAACACUUGACUUUCCUAAUAUUGGCGCUGCACAAUGCAGUCCGUUAGCAAAAAUGAUUUUCCGCAUUGAAGGUGUGAAAGCAGUAUUUUUUGGUCAUGAUUUUGUUACUGUUACUAAGCAAGAUGAUGAUAUUGAAUGGAAGUUACUUAAACCCGAAAUAUUUGCAACAAUAAUGGACUUCUUUGCUAGUGGCUUGCCAAUUGUAACUGACGCCAAACCAUCAGGAGAUACUCAAAUAAAUGAAGAUGAUGAUGAAAUAGUGCAAAUGAUCAAAGAAUUACUUGAUACAAGAAUCAGACCAACUGUACAAGAAGAUGGUGGUGAUGUUCUGUUUGUGGAUUUUAAAGACGGAGUGCUCAGACUCAAGAUGCAAGGCUCUUGCUCAUCAUGCCCCAGCUCUAUUGUUACUUUGAAAAAUGGAGUACAAAACAUGAUGCAAUUUUACAUACCUGAAGUCCUAUCUGUUGAACAAAUAGAUGACGAUGGAGAGAAACUCAGUGAGAAAAUAUUCAAAGAAUUUGAACAAUUGAAAACAAAAGAGAAAAAUGAGUAAAACAAAGUUAUGGAUCUAUUAUAAUUA